Molecule: messenger RNA, 1889 nt
Organism: Penicillium brasilianum
Lineage: Eukaryota; Fungi; Ascomycota; Eurotiomycetes; Eurotiales; Aspergillaceae
Source: the annotation of a GenBank genome assembly
AUCAAUACUAGCGUACAUCGUUAGACCUGGAACUCAAGGGACUGGGCGCGAGCAUACAUUGCCGUCACUCACUCAAAGGCAAAAGCGAAGUUCGGAAUGCGGGGUUUGCUUGCGGUUUGAAUAGCUCUGCGGCUCGAGCUACACUUGAUGGAUGCUCUCUGUAGGAGGCUCAGUGAUCGCCACACUGUAGUCGGUCGCAUUCUGGCUCGUUGCGGAAGAGUGGAAGAGGCAGAAGUGUCUGACAGGGGCGCGUUUACGGUAGAGGUGAUAUCAUCUCCGACUCACUCCCGCUAUCCGCCCCACUUUCCUCUUCACUUUCUCCGAUUUGCCGUGAGCCAACAUCCACAAUCCACCCACGAUUACUUGUCGUGCUGUUUGAGAAAAGAUCCAGGAUCAGACAAUGAUCAUGUCACACUUUGGAGCUUCUUCACUUUUCUCGUUACAACGCAAAAGAGUGCGCAUCUCCCUACGGAGAUCCUCCUUAUCAUUGCUAAAAUACUAUGGCAUGAUGAGAUGUACGCCCCGGGUGGCAUGAUAUUGAUGGACAGGCAAAAGAACUUCCACAGUUUUUGCCUCGUCUCCCGCCAGUGGUACUCGGUUGGGAUAUCCUAUCUCUACGACUUCCCCCAACUCUGGCAAGGCAACAAGUUCGUCCAGUUCACCAAUACUGUGAGCCCGCCACUCGGCGCCAAAAAGAGCAAAGUUGACCUCGGUUCACUGGUAAAAGUCUUGCAUCUGGGUUAUCUAGUUCAUCAGAGUUCGAACAGCCAAACAUCACGGCUCCUAAGCCGUGUCAAGAAAGGCUUGAAUAUAUUUGUUGCCCCGCAAACUGGAAUUGGUGUUAACAGCCUUGCGUCAAUCUCAAAAUGUCAAAAUUUGAUGCACCUUGAUUUGAGGCUAGCUCGAGGUGGCGCACUCGAAUUUUCACGCCUGAAAAAGACUGUCAGCAAUCUUCCAGGCCUUCAAACGCUUCAAUUGCCGUCUAGCAUGGAGAUCACCCAUACCGAUAACUCCGCAGGAGUUUGGCCACCAAAGCUCUAUUCUGUGACAAUCGGAGGAUCCCUGAAUCCUCACGUCAUGUCAACAUUCGACUGGCCCUCCAAUAUCCGCCAACUUAUACUAAAGCGCUGCAAGAAUUUGGACACACCAAUUCUUGAGAGCUUACUUCGCAACGAACAGCUGCUUGAAAAACUCGAAACCCUUACCUUGGACAACGAGAAUGCAACCAUGUUCUCAGAUUCAGAUUCAGAAUCGACCGUUUUAUACCUCCUUCGGAAUUUGACCAGUCUCAAAAUGCCCUUGGAUUUUAUGGAAUAUCUAUGCAUACUCCCCGUUCCCGAUGCCUUGCCACCACUGCCUCUCCGGAUAUUGGAGCUGACGCACCCAUACUUUGAUGACCAACUUCCGGUGGACUUUUCAGCAGAACUUGAAAAGGCUUUAAUUCAAAAUCUACGCAAUCUCUGGGCUUUGGGGGUGGGGGAAACCUGCUUGAAGUACAUCAAAGACGCAUACAGGAAGAUCGAUGACGAGAUUUGGAAACAUGUGGAGGAGAGCUCGGAUGAAGAACUUGACAAGCUGGCUAUCGAAGACUUGGGCAUUUACACCAUUGAUGAUGAUCUCACAGUCCAGUAAAUUCGAGCCGAUCAAUGAGUGGUGGUUUCAUAUCAUUUCUUUAUUCAUAUACCCCCUUCCAGCGUUGAUUCAGCUUUGCAAAUUCACCAACAAUUCGUUCUUGACGUGUGAACUGUUUUUCAUCGCCCUGUAUUGACGAGUUGACCAAAUGGUGAGGUUUUGUAAAACCAUAGGUUACUAUAAAGGUUUGAACCCCCCACUGAAUACUACAAGCUUGAUACGAGGCAGAAAUUAUAGAUAUCCCAUUGAGGAGACAU